AUGAAAGGAUUUACAAAGGAGUGCAAUAGACAAGCACAACGUGCUUGCAGAGCUCCCCCAGCAACUAAUUUCCAGGGCGUGACGUCAUCCCCUCUCGGUCCGAGGGAGCCUGCAGAGUUGCAAGCCUCUAUAGAAGGCUCACUCACACAGGGAGAGCAGAAGGGCUAAAAGCUGUCACUGCAGCAACUACACUCAGGCAGCCAUCAGAGACUCUCACUCAUCAAAACUUCUACCCACACCUGCCCUGAGAUUAUGGAUUGGGGAAAUUGAGCCGUUCUUGGAUUUUAUCCUCAGAUAUUUAAAGCCUGAACAGGACAUGCGAGAGAGAAAAAUCUAAAUGCUUCCCUGAUGUGUGAGUACAGUAUUUUACCUCUCAAUAUGCACACACUGCAUACUUACAAACACAUACACACAAACAAAUGUAUCCAUUUCAUUUGAAAACACCAAGGUAGAUUAGAUCAUAACUGGACAUCACUAAAAUGAGUAGUAUACAAUUUGAUCAUGACUUAAGGGAGUGGAACAGAUAUAAUUUAGCAAACCCCUUUUCUAUGGAGUCGGGGGUCUCAGUGUUUGCAAUAUUAUAACACAAAAGGUGGGGAUGUUGGGAUCUUGGGUGUUGGGGGCUGUUUAAGCAAAUGAAUCAGUGAAGUGUGUUAGGUGGUUCUUGCAUUUACAAGCCUAUUUAUUCUCUGUUCCUCUCCAAGGUUUUAACAUAGAUAUCAGAUCUGGGAUCUGCGGGAUGUAAAGAUGCUGAACAGCGUUUUGCUGCUGAGUUUUAUAUCAGUGACUGGGAUCUUAAAGACAGAAAGCCGCAAAACUGCCAAAGACAUAUGCAAAAUCCGCUGCUUAUGCGAGGAAAAAGAGAACGUGCUUAAUAUUAAUUGCGAGAAUAAAGGUUUUACUAGCGUCAGUUUGCUUCUGCCUCCGCAGUCCAGGAUAUAUCAGCUUUUCCUCAAUGGCAACUUAUUGAGCAGACUGUAUCCAAAUGAGUUUGUCAACUAUUCCAACGCAGUGACUAUCCAUUUAGGAAACAACGAACUGCAAGAGAUCAGAGCAGGGGCUUUCAACGGGCUGAAGACCCUCAAAAGAUUGCAUCUCAAUAAUAACAAACUGGAGAUUCUAAAGGAGGAAACUUUCCAGGGCCUUGAGAGUCUAGAAUAUUUGCAAGCAGAUUAUAAUUUUAUCAGUGUAAUUGAAGCUGGGGCUUUUAGCAAGCUGAAUAAAUUAAAAGUCUUGAUUCUCAAUGACAAUCUUUUGCUGUCUCUCCCCAACAACGUCUUUCGUUUUGUGCUUUUAACUCACUUGGAUCUGAGAGGUAAUAGGCUCAAAAUGUUGCCCUUUGCUGGUGUCCUUGAACACAUUGGCGGGAUUAUGGAAAUCCAGCUAGAAGAGAACCCUUGGAAUUGCACAUGUGAUUUGACCCCACUCAAAGCCUGGUUAGAUACCAUCACAGUUUUUGUGGGAGAGAUUGUUUGUGAGACCCCCUUUAGGCUGCAUGGAAAAGAUGUCACACAGCUAACAAGGCAAGACCUCUGUCCUAGAAAAAGUGCUGGUGACACAAAUCAGAGAUCAGUACAUCCAGCUUUUUCAGAUCCUCGUAUUCAAAGGCUGCCUCCAACUUUUAACCCUGCAAUUACUCCCACUAGAGUUCCCAAGGCCAGCAGGCCUCCUAAAACAAGAAACAGACCCACACCCAGAGUCACUGUAUACAAAGACAGGCAAAUAUUUGGGCCAAUUAUGGUGUAUCAGACCAAAUCUCCAGUCCCCCUUACAUGUCCUGACACUUGUGUGUGCACCUCCCAGAGUUCUGAUAGUGGUUUAAAUGUCAAUUGUCAAGAGAGAAAGAUUAGCAACAUCUCUGAAAUUCAACCCAAACCCACCAACCCAAGAAAAUUUUAUCUGACAGGUAAUUACCUGCAAAUUGUUUAUAAAUCAGAUCUGCUUGAAUUUAGUUCAUUAGAUUUGCUACAUUUAGGAAAUAAUCGAAUAGCAAUGAUACAGGAAGGUGCAUUUUCCAACUUAACAAGUUUACGCAGACUGUACCUUAAUGGCAAUUACCUAGAAGUAUUAUAUCCUUCAUUGUUUGAUGGCUUGUACAGUUUGCAAUACCUCUAUUUAGAGUACAAUGUUAUAAAGGACAUCAUGCCGCGCACAUUUGAUGCUUUGAGUAAUCUUCAACUACUAUUUCUAAACAACAAUUUGCUGAGGUCAUUGCCAGAUGGUGUAUUUGGAGGCACUGCCCUUACUCGACUGAAUCUAAGGAACAACCAUUUCUCAUAUUUGCCAGUCAAAGGAGUUCUUGACCAGCUUACUGCAUUUAUUCAGAUAGACCUCCAGGAAAACCCAUGGGAAUGCACAUGUGAUAUUUUAGGUUUGAAGAACUGGAUAGAACAGUCUAGUUCCACAGUAGUUGUACAGGAGGUAACAUGUGAAUCACCACUCAAACAUGCCGGGGAACAUUUAAGGUUCCUUCCCAAGGAUGCUAUCUGUCCUGAGAACCCUAAUAUGGCUGAUGCUACAGUACUGUCAUUUAAUUACAAAACUGACACCCCACACCCUUCCAGCAUUUCUCCAAGUCCCUAUCCAGAAAUGCACACUGAAGUCCCUCUUUCUGUGCUGAUUUUGGGACUACUGGUAGUUUUCAUCUUGUCUGUCUGCUUUGGGGCAGGGCUAUUUGUCUUUGUUCUAAAAAGAAGAAAGGGAGUACAGAGUGUUCCCAGCAGCAGUGCAAACAAUUUAGAUAUAAGUUCUUUUCAGCUUCAGUAUGGGUCAUACAACCCAAACUCAAAUGAUAAAACAGAGGCUCACGUCUACAACUACAUCCCUCCACCUGUUGGGCAAAUGUGUCAAAACCCUAUCUACAUGCAAAAAGAAGGAGAUCCUGUUGCCUACUACAGAAAUCUUCAAGAAUUUAGUUAUAGCAAACUAGACCACAAAAAGGACGACCCAACUACUAUAGCUUAUACAAUAAGCACAACUGAACUGCUAGAAAAGUCACAAACUCAAGGAGAGCCUGAGCUCCUCUACCAGAACAUUGCGGAAAGGGUAAAAGAAUUACCAAGCACUGGGGUAGUCCAUUAUAACUUUUGCACGUUGCCCAAAAGGCAACUCAUUCCUGCAUACGAAUCAAGGCGUCAAAAUCAGGACAGGAUUAAUAAAACAGUUUUAUAUGGCACUCCCAGAAAAUAUUUUGCAGAACAAUCAAAACAAGAGCAUCUCUUGCUUCAAGGAAAACUGCAGUCAGAGCCAGAUUACCUUGAAGUUUUGGAAAAACAAACUGCAAUAAGUCAGCUGUAGGCAACACUACAUAGCUCGAAGCCUGUUGUUUAUAUGAAGUGUCACAAACAAUUGUGCACACAACGAAUGGCUGGUGAAUCCAAUUUUACUAUACAUUUUUUAAGCUACGCAGGUACCAUAUAAAUUUAAAUUGCAAUGGCAUUGGUGGACAACAUGUCUUUUCCCCCCUCCUUCUUCUCCAUUUUCUUUAAAUUAUUUUUGAAUUUUAUUUUCUAGGCUCAAUAUUUUAUGAUAUGAAUGUUCUAGUGUUUUUUUGUUUUUUUUUAUGAUUUUCCCUUUCCUUAUCAAAAAUGGGUGAAUAUUUUAUUUAGUGUUGCUAGGAUAUCUCAAUGAUCUAAGUGAAAUGGACAUUCUUUUAUAAUGUAAAUAAUACUUUAACAUUUAAAAUCAAUUACCAGCUGUAGCCACUGGGCGUCACUUUUUUCAGUUAAAGUGCCUUUGCACUUUAAAUAACCUAAUUGUUGCUUCUAGCUUUGAUACAUCGAACAUGUUUUAAUGUGCUGCAUUUUAGAAAAAAAAAAACCCCAAAGUAAGAUAAGAGCUUAUAUCUUUAUUUGUAUUAAACAGAGACAAAACAUGAUUGAUUUUUACAAUGUAAGACAUUUUAAAGAUCUAUUUGGAUUGCAAAUAUAUUUCUAGGUUUCCUUACAGAUAUAUAAUUUUAAAUUAUAGUAUUUUAGAAAUUUAGAAAUUAAUUAUUUGCCCUGACCCGUUGGAUGGAUAUAUAUAUAUAUAUAUAUAUAUA
Pelobates cultripes (western spadefoot toad) is the source of this 4042-nucleotide messenger RNA. Lineage: Eukaryota; Metazoa; Chordata; Amphibia; Anura; Pelobatidae. The record is from the annotation of a GenBank genome assembly.